Molecule: messenger RNA, 675 nt
Organism: Eriocheir sinensis (Chinese mitten crab)
Lineage: Eukaryota; Metazoa; Arthropoda; Malacostraca; Decapoda; Varunidae
Exons: 2
Coding region: 1-675 (224 amino acids)
Source: RefSeq, a predicted model, not a curated record
AUGUGUCUUCUAGGAGAGCGGGAAGGGAUAAGCCCACCUGUCUCCAGCCCACCUGCCUCCAGCCCACCUGUCUCCAGCCCACCUGUCUCCAGCCCACCUGCCUCCAGCCCACCUGUCUCCAGCCCACCUGUCUCCAGCCCACCUGUCUCCAGCCCACCUGUCUCCAGCCCACCUGUCUCUAGCCCACCUGUCUCCAGCCCACCUGUCUCCAGCCCACCUGUCUCCAGCCCACCUGCCUCCAGCCCACCUGCCUCCAGCCCACCUGUCUCCAGCCCACCUGCCUCCAGCCCACCUGCCUCCAGCCCACCUGCCUCCAGAACACCUAACUCCUCUCCAGCUCGCCUCUCACCCACCUCGCCUCCCUCCCACCUACCACAUGUCCACCUUUCUCCUCUCCACCUCGCCUCCAGUCCACCUGCCUCCUCUCCACCUCGCCUCCCUCCCACCUACCACAUGUCCACCUUCCUCCUCUCCACCUUGCCUCCAGUCCACCUACCCCCUCACUCCUCCCAGCUACCACCUCCUCCUCUCCACCUUGCCUCCAGUCCACCUACCCCCUCACCAGCUACCUCUUCUCCACCUCGCCUCUCGUCCACCUACCUCAUCUACUUCCUCUCCACCUCCCCUCCCUCCCACCUACCUCCUCUCAACCUACCUCAUCUCCACCUCGCCUAA